AUGAUGGACAUCUUACAUAGUGUGACCUGGCGUUUAAGAACACCUGCUCCAAUCUGGUCUGGAUUCAUGCAAAUGGUGAGCAAGGGAAAUCAUCCAGGACAAUCGUCAAUUGUGUUCCUUCGUAUGAUAGAUAUGGAUCCUACAAACAUGUCAUGCGUCUAUUCAACCAUAUACUUUGUCACUUCAGAGGCUUUAUGUUAUGGGACAACUCCAGUCCUGACCUUCGACCAGCCCCUUUAUUGGAAAGCAAUGGAGAUAGUUUGCAACGAACAUACUGGAAGUGAUAUAGCUGAUGUAGUUCUGCGUCUGGGAGGUUUUCACACACAAAUGAGCUUUCUGGGAAGCAUAGGUCGUAUCAUGAGUGGGACAGGGCUACGAGAUGUGUUCGAAACUAUAUUUGCUCUGAAUGCCAUAUGUCAUAUGCUCAGCGGGAAAGCAGUAGCCAGGGCUGUGAGGGGAAUUAUGCUGGUGGAUUUGGCUUUACAUUCUCUUGUGGAACAGAUGUUCCAGUGUGAAUUCAGCGAAGAGUUCACAGAAUAUCCAGAACCCUUGCAAAAUGUUCUUGCCUUUAUGAUAAGUUGA
Molecule: messenger RNA, 582 nt
Organism: Lottia gigantea (owl limpet)
Lineage: Eukaryota; Metazoa; Mollusca; Gastropoda; Lottiidae
Exons: 1
Coding region: 1-582 (193 amino acids)
Source: RefSeq, a predicted model, not a curated record